CCUGCAUUGCCAGCAUUUAAUUGUUUUACCAUGGCGCUAUGGUGGCCUGGAAAAGCCAUGUGAGAGGAAUGGAUGAUCGGCGGACAUGUAUGCACUGACAGGGAGGCCGGGUCGGCCCUGGCUGUGGAACCAGGCACAUGUCGUUUCUGCCUCGCACGGUCGAGCUCCACACGCGGCGCUCGCACUACGCCGACGACGACCGGCACGGCAGCACGCCCAAGUGGCAGUCGCUGUCGCGCAACCCGGCCGCGCUGUCCGUGAACACCGAGGCCCGCGCCGCGGCGCUCGAGUGCUACACCGUCGCGCUGCCCCUGUUCGCCCUGCCCUCCCGCACCCAGGCGUCGGAGCGCCCGGGCGAGCUCCUGCAGGACAGCGACCGCGUCCUGUACCUGAACCUGGAGCAGGACACGGUCGUGCUGCUCGGCGACCUGCAGUACGCCCGCCUGACGAGGUUGCUCGGCUGGUUCCGCAAGAUGGACACGCUGGCCCGCGGCCGGGGCCGGGGCGCUGCCGCCUCCUCCCCCCUGGCGGCGAAAGGGCUGAGGCGGCUGGCCAUGAGCGUGGCCCCGUGGGCCCACGAGGUGGGCGCCGCCACCCUCAAGGCCUUUGCCCGCACCGUCUUUGCCGACCUCGACGAGUUUGUGCUGUUCAUGUAUUCGGAGCGCCUGCCGCCGCCGACUUGGACCGGCGGGCUCUGCGUGCUCGAGGAGGCGGCCCCGGAUACCGACCAUUACCGGCGCUUCGUCAUCGGAAGGGGCAGGCAGUUUCGCGUCGGCGACGGCUGGAUGGUGGUUGGACAGCGGCCCAUGAAAGUGGCCGACAUAUCCUUCGAAGAACGCUGGUGAUGACUUGUCUCUUGUGUCCUGGGCGGAUUUUGUGCCGCCGAUGGCCCCAUGCCGGUCGGUUUUGUUGGUCCCCUUUUUCUUUUUCUUUUUCUUUCUUUCUUUCUUUUUUUUUUUUUUUUUUUUUUUUUUUUUUUUUUUUUUUUCCGGUCGUAUGGGCGUCGGCCUCUGCAACGUUGGGAGAACUAAUAUUAACAGUGUACGAAAGCACAAUCCUGAAUGAACGCAGCUGCAUCUCGGUGCGUUUUGCCGAGGGGCCGGCCGUUUGCUCCGUGAGCGACAUGACAAUCGUGAGCCACGGGUGGAAACGCAGACCGAGGAGUCGGGCCAGCCUCUCUCUAUUCCCUCCCUGAUAUGGUACAGAAUUAUACAUGUCUCCCAUUCCGCCGCGAGCCCGUGUUUAUGCUCCGAGCCUCCUGAGGAUCUUCUCCCGGACCACCUGUUGUGCCACUGCCGCGCCGUGUUGUAAAGAGAUAGCACCGAUGAUUGCGAAGAGGGCUGUGUUGAGGACGACGGUCAGGCCGGAGGUCUCGAGCUUUUCGGG
Messenger RNA from Thermothielavioides terrestris NRRL 8126, 1386 nucleotides. RefSeq lists its product as uncharacterized. The coding region runs from base 138 to 845 and encodes 235 amino acids. The record is from RefSeq and is a predicted model, not a curated record. The transcript has a single exon. Lineage: Eukaryota; Fungi; Ascomycota; Sordariomycetes; Sordariales; Chaetomiaceae.